Oryza sativa Japonica Group (Japanese rice) is the source of this 2689-nucleotide messenger RNA. RefSeq names its product E3 ubiquitin-protein ligase ORTHRUS 2. NCBI's taxonomy places the organism in Eukaryota, Viridiplantae, Streptophyta, Magnoliopsida, Poales, Poaceae. The record is from RefSeq and is a predicted model, not a curated record. Gene Ontology annotation, molecular function: ubiquitin protein ligase activity. Gene Ontology annotation, biological process: protein ubiquitination; negative regulation of gene expression via chromosomal CpG island methylation.
CCCCACCCCAUCCCCUUCUCCUCUCACUUCAGAUCGACAAAGAGUUCUAUAUAGUAGAGAGAGAUAGAGAGAAAGCUAGGGAUAUUGAGAGUCUGACAUCUGAAAAUUAGCUAUUUGAAAUCUAGAGAGUUGAGAAGUUCAGGAGAGUAGAGGGGGAGAGAACCGCGUAAUCAGAUGGCUUCGUCAUCAAAUCCAUCAAAUCUUCCCUGCUCUAGUGAUGGUGUAUGCAUGUUAUGCAAGGUGCUUACAACAGAGGUAGAGCAGCUGCGUUGUAGCACCUGUGCUACGCCAUGGCAUACUCCCUGCCUCUCCAGCAUACCGCCCCUUACAGAUGUGGCCCACUGGGUCUGUCCAGAUUGCUCCGGUGAUGUCACAGCCAGCUACCCGCCAUCUGAUGUUGUUCGUCCGGAGAGCAGCCUCAUCGCUGCGAUUCGUGUGAUUGAGGCUGAUCCGGUGCUGUCCAUCCAAGAGAAGGCUCGUCGUCGCCAGGAACUUCUUGGCCAUGCCGGUGAUGCAGGGGCUGCAAUAACUGAAGCUGUUGGGGAAAACGUAGAGGACAGUGAGAGCAACAAUCCUUUGUCUAUGCUGAACAAGAACAUCAACUGCUCAUUUUGUAUGCUGCUUCCAGAGCGACCUGUCACUACACCAUGUGGCCACAACUUCUGCCUGAAAUGCUUCCGAAGGUGGAUUGAAAAUGGUAAAAGAGCUUGUGUGAUCUGCCGAGCACCUAUUACACAAAAAGUAGCACAAGAUCUAAGAAUUAACUUGGCACUAGUCCAAGCUAUCCGCAUGGCCAAGGCUGCAAACAAUGCUAGCACAACUGGUGAAACAACGGUUUAUCAUUAUAAAGAAAAUGAAGAUAAACCUGACAGAGCUUUCACUACUGAAAGAGCAAAGAGAGCUGGAAUGGCAAAUGCUUCAAGUGGACAAAUAUUUGUGACUAUUGCACCAGACUAUUUUGGUCCAAUUCUUGAAGAUCAUGACCCAAGGAGGAACCGCGGUGUUCGAGUCGGGGACCAUUGGAAAGAUAGAAUGGAAGGUAGACAGUGGGGUGCUCAUUUCCCUCAUAUUGCUGGGAUUGCCGGCCAAUCUACACAUGGGGCUCAAUCAGUUGCCCUCUCAGGAGGUUAUUUAGAUGAUGAAGAUCAUGGAGAGUGGUUCCUCUAUACUGGAAGUGGAGGAAGGGAUCUAAGUGGAAACAAGCGAACAAGCAAGGAGCAGUCUUUUGAUCAGAAGUUUGAGAAGCUGAAUGCUGCAUUACGUGUUAGCUGCUUAAAUGGCUAUCCCGUGAGAGUUGUACGGUCUUUUAAAGAGAAGCGCUCACCAUAUGCUCCAGAGUCUGGUGUUAGGUAUGAUGGAAUCUAUAGGAUUGAGAAAUGCUGGAGGAAAACUGGAGUUCAGGGUACAUUCAAAGUGUGCAGGUAUCUCUUUGUGCGGUGCGACAACGAGCCAGCACCAUGGACUAGUGAUGAACAUGGAGACCAUCCAAGGCCAUUACCAGAUAUCGAAGAGCUGAAAAAUGCAAUUGAUAUUACUGAGAGGAAAGGAAACCCAGCAUGGGAUUUUGAUGCAACAGAUGGAUGGAAGUGGAUGAUUACUCCACCCAUCAGCAGGAAGGCUGUCGUAACUGGAGAUCCUAGAGGCAAGAAAAUGCAAGGAGCAGCAAGGCAUACAAAUAACUUGUCAAUGAGAGAAAGGCUGUUGAAAGAAUUCAGAUGCUCCAUAUGUAGGAACGUGAUGGAAGAGCCAGUGACAACACCGUGUGCUCACAACUUCUGCAAGAAAUGCCUGCUUGGGUCAUAUGAUAAUCUUUCCCUUACAGAGGAGAGAAGCCGUGGUGGUCGGACCCUCCGGGCACGAAAGAUUGUUAAAAAGUGCCCUUCUUGUCCAAGUGAUAUCGCUGAUUUCGUACAGAAUCCUCAGGUAAACCGUGACAUUAUGAACGUUAUUGAAUCACUCCAAAAAGAAGCUGAGAAGGAAGAUCAUGCUAGGGUGAGUGGAGAAGGCAGCAGUGCAGCACUUGUAGAUUCUGAUGAUGAAAAUGACACUGCUUGGGAGAACCAAGAUGAUGGUAAUCUGGAUGAGGGAGGUUGCAACAAUCCUGAGGACAUGAUAACUGAAUCUGUUGAUUUGAAUUCUGUUACUAAUGUUGAUAAUACUGAAAACAAGGUGGAAGUUCAGCAGCCUCACAAGCGUACCGCCGGUGCCGGGAAGGGGAAAGGUGGCAAAUGGGCUAGGACAAGCUCUGCACCAGGUGAUGCAGAUGCCAGGAAUGUUGUGACUUCAACUGAAACAUUGGAUGGAAUAGCUGCUGAGAAUGUGGCUGAUUUAGUACAAAUUGAGGAUUGCACUUUCACUGGUGUGGAAAGAGCCGACCCCAAUGCGUUAGAAGUUGAUGGCAAGAAUAUGAUUCCAGACUUUUCAGAAGCUGAGAAGGUUAACCCUAAACAGGAUCAAGAAGUUCUUCCAUGAUGUGUUUCCUUGCAUACUUGGGAUGUUUAAAAGUUUUUAAGAAGUAGUAUUAUCUUAUUAUCUUUGGUGACAUUCAGAUUGGGAUGAUAUCAUUUAAUUUGGGAAUAAUUGAACUCAUAGUGGGGGUGCAACUUUCACUUCCUCAGGUUCAGACAUUAAGCUGCUGCAUUAUUGAAACUUGAAACAUAUGCAAAUUGCUUGUGAAGUUUUUUUUGUA